UUUACUUUAUACUUAAAUAUAAUAUUGGUCACGUACAUGUACAUUGUAACUAGUCAUCGAUGUGAUAGAUUGUUGGUUUGUUUUCAAUGGCAAUAUAUUAUUUAGCAUUGAUAAUUGGUUUUGCAUAUGGUUAUGAUAAUGUGGCAUUAAAAAAACAAACAUGGCAGGCGUCUCCUUAUAUUGUGAAUGACGACAGAUUUGACUCCAGUAAUGCAGUAGAUGGACUUAAGUCCAAGCUCGGUGCAUGGGGAGGAGAGUGUGUUGUAUCAGCUAACUAUAAAAGAACCGCCACCUGGUGGGUAAAUCUGACAUCAAUCUACAGCAUUCACCACAUCCGGAUUUAUUAUAGGACAGAAAAUGCACCGUGGAACGAAUCUGGCGGUUUACCACCACGAUUUCUCGGAUUCUAUGUUUAUGUAUCAAACACCACAGACCUACUUGAUGGUUACCUAUGUUUCCACGAUACUAACUAUACCAUAUCUACUAUACCAGCCAUUGCUCAUAUCACGUGCCCUGUACACGGACAAUACGUUAUCUACUACAAUGAGAGACUGGCAAAUAAAAAAUACCCGGAUGAUUAUUCUGCCUACGCAUUUAAUGAACUUUGUGAGGUAGAAGUCUACGGUUGUAGGGCUGGAUUAUACGGGCCUAACUGCUCUCUCCGCUGUCCUAACAACUGUCGUUAUUGUCACAUAGAGACUGGAGUGUGUUCCUGGUGUAAACCCGGGUAUCAGGGAUAUCAAUGUGAAAAUG
Messenger RNA from Saccostrea cuccullata (small rock oyster), 753 nucleotides. RefSeq lists its product as uncharacterized. NCBI's taxonomy places the organism in Eukaryota, Metazoa, Mollusca, Bivalvia, Ostreida, Ostreidae. The transcript is spliced from 4 exons. The annotation marks the transcript as partial. The record is from RefSeq and is a predicted model, not a curated record.